UUGACCCUCGAUUUGGUUUAUUGUUUUGAUUUAGCUGGCAGUCUUUCAGUGUGAAAUGUAGCUGGAGAGCGGAGAGAGAGGAAAAUUUAAAACCCCGAGUACUGUUGAGGGCUCAAUAAAACACUAAAGCCUGUGAUCGUAAUGAGUAUACCGUGUAUAUACCGGCGUUACUAUUCACAAAAGAUGCCCUCUCGAUGAGCUAGCGUUAGCUGAGGCUAACGUGGUGUACGUAGCUUUGGAAACAACAUGACGAUGAUGCGGAGCUGUGAGUAGGAGCCACUGACCAGACAUUGGAUCGCACCGAUUUCCUGUUUGUCAAUCAGAGAUUCCAAGGAUUAUCUUGUCUUUGUGUCUGGAUAGCAACAAAACGGCCCUCCCUAAACAAACAACUAUUACUAGCCACAUUUCACUGAAAGUUAUCUUUGAAGAGGUUGGUGUGCGUCUCUUGAGAAGCUAAAGCUGACAAUAUUGACCUAAAAAUCAGAUCUGAGCUCUUAAUUUCAAUGGGUGAGGAAAAGCCGGACACGCUGGACUUUGUGAAGGAUUUCCAGGAGUAUCUCAGUCAGCAGACUCAACAUGUCAACAUGAUAUCAGGCUCCGUUAGUGGUGUAAAGGAGGCGGACGAGCUGCCACCAGACUGUAGUCAGAAUGGACUGGAUCACCCCUCGGUGGACAUGUCACUGGAGGACAGCACAGGGAUUCUGGUGGAUGGAUUUGAGAGGACCUAUGAUGGCAAACUCAAGUGCCGCUACUGCAACUAUGCCACCAGAGGCACUGCCAGACUCAUUGAGCACAUCCGAAUACACACAGGGGAGAAACCUCACCGCUGCCACCUCUGCCCAUUUGCCUCAGCCUACGAGCGCCACCUGGAAGCCCACAUGCGAUCCCACACAGGCGAGAAGCCGUAUAAAUGUGAGCUGUGCUCCUUCCGCUGCAGUGAUCGCAGUAACUUGUCACACCAUCGCCGUCGACGUCACAAACUCCUUCCAAUGAAAGGUGCUCGCUCUCUUUCCCACAAGAAGAUGCUGAGCGUUUUACAAAAGAAGGCCAGCUCUCUGGGUUAUGGUCGACGUCUCCUCAUCAACUUCAGCCCCCCAUCUAUGGUGGUGCAUAAGGCGGACAAUGUGAACGACUUCUCCCACGAGCUGCCUCACUUGCGCCAAGAUGCCUAUGAUAAUCCGAGUCGAACAGUGGAGGAUGGACACCCAGCAAAUCAAAACCACCAUCACCAUGAUAUGGUUAUGGAUAACCCCCUGAACCAGUUGUCUACCCUGGCAGGUCAGUUGGCCAGCCUCCCCUCAGAUUCCCAGGCCCAGGCUCAGCCUCCCAUGUCUCCAGGAGCAGAGUCUAUCGUGGACGAGAAGCCUUUCCUCAUCCAGCAGCCCCACCCUGCCACAGCUCCUGUCGCUGUUACAGCCAGCAUGACCCACCCCUCCUCCUCUUCCCCAAUCACCCCUGAGCCACGGGCUCCUCCCCACAACAAUUGCAGCCCAGGCGGUGGACCCUGCAGCGAGCACAGUGCGCGCACCAGUACCCCAAGUAUCUCUAACAGCCAACCCAGUACACCCGCCCCAGGCCUGUCUGCCCCACUUCAGGACCCCCAUAUGCUACACCACUGCCAGCACUGUGAUAUCUACUUUCCUGAUAACAUCCUCUACACCAUUCACAUGGGCUGCCAUGGCUACGAAAACCCAUUCCAGUGCAACAUCUGCGGCCACAAGUGCAAGAGCAAGUAUGACUUUGCCUGCCACUUUGCCCGUGGGCAGCACAAGUAAAGGAAGACUCUGACAUAACUUAUAAUGGACAGCUUGUUUUAAUAAUUUCAUAGUUAUUUUAUUUAUUGGUCUCUUACUUGGCCUUGAUGUAGCCUAGCCUUUGGAAGUUGUACUCAAACAAGAAAAUGGCAACAUUCACAGGGUUUCAUUGUGUAUGGUGCCCAUUCAAGUGUGUUAUGAAGGGAUGAACAGUGUUUUCAACAGGUUGAGAAUUUAUUUGGCUGGUGUACAGAGGUUCAUUAUCCUCUGAGAAAUAAUGAUCUACAUAGGCCACGAAGCCAACAAAUAAACCUUAAUGAAGUAGAUAACCAAAUACACAAUAAUAAUUGGUUCUUUUACUACAAGUAAAGAUCAGAGAUGUGAUGCUGUUCUUGAAAGCGGAGCCUCCCCAAAGGUGGAAAAACAAAGGGGCUUACUAGCAGCAAGUAAAGCUUUGUAUUUAUUUUUUUUACAUUUUGCGCACAUUUACACAAACAUCCCCAUCUACAUAGUUGUAUAGCAUAGCUUCUGUGCCUGCUCUCCAAGUAAUCUCUCCGUAAAGGUGCCACACUGACCAGCAUCUCCUUUGGUUACUGUAAUGCACUUACUAUUGACAAGUACCUCAUACAACACUACUUAUAAUUACCACACUAUAAGUUUAGAUUAAAGUUUUUUUUAAAGCAUAUACCUUUAUAAAAUACAAGCAGGAUAUUAAGUUAACCAUGUUUUUACAUGGCAAAUCCCUGGUGAGCCACCCAAAUAAAUUCUCGCAACUCCUUGAGUAUUAUCAAGAGAUUACUUUUGAUGAUAACAGGACCUGUUGACCUGGAUUGAUCUUUCUUAAGCCUCGUUGAAAUUAUUUCAGUGCUUGGUGCAUUACUACUCUUUCUUUGCAGUGCCUGACAUGGUCACUUCUCUUGUGUGGCCUAGACAGAGAGGACUGUUAUUUUAAUAGAUAUUAUUACACAUUUCCUCUUCUAGUUGUAGUGAAUAGGCUGAGAGCCUUGACAAAAAAGGGUUUGGCCAUUGUAGUUUUCUUUGGUAGCCAUGAUUUCUUUUGCCAAAAUUCUGUUCCAUGUAUGCUGCUAAGAAACGUUGGGAUCAAAAGUAAAUGGAAGGCAUCCACAGCGAAAUCCUGGCCGAACUUAGUAUCAGUGGGUUUUUAUUGGUCAGCCAAUCAAGUUGUGAACCUAGAUUUGGUAGAAGUGGUGUUUUCACACAGUGUCCUUCCUCAUCAGUUUCACUUGUUUUAUUUGGUUUAUUGUAUCCAUUUAGUUCCAUUGUUUCACACUCCAAACUUUUGAUAUUGUAAGAAGUCACUUUGAUAUCCAGUAUCUCCACAUUUAGGACAGAACCACCCAGUCUUGUGUCUCAUGUGAACACUUUUUCAGAAUUGCUACGUAGCAACAGGGAUGCUAUUUUUUAGCCUUUGUGGUAACACUCGCUGAGAUUCCCCCUUUGGAUCCCUUUCUGAAUAUUUAUUACUGAGUAUUGUAUUCUGAGUGGUUGGAUAGAUGUUCAGUGUCAAAAAAGCAAAACAUGUCGCAGUAAGACUGUUACUUUAGCAAGAUUGUUCUUUGUAUUGGAUACUGUUGUCUGUUGCAACAUGCGUGGAGAACAUAGUUACUGUUUUUAGGACCACCUCCUUGUCACCAUGCUUACAAGUAAUAGGGGCCUCCAGUUAUAACUGCCUUAUGUUGUCUCAGUGUGUCGUAGGUUCAUAGGUAACCGUGAAUGUCAAAGCCUGUUGGCGAUCACUCUUUCCCUCUGGGAUGGCAAAUCAUUUUACUGUUACAUGGAUUAAUCAAACUAAUUUAUAAGUAAAGUGUUUUAUAUCCAA
Molecule: messenger RNA, 3594 nt
Organism: Cheilinus undulatus (humphead wrasse)
Lineage: Eukaryota; Metazoa; Chordata; Actinopteri; Labriformes; Labridae
Gene: ikzf5
Product: IKAROS family zinc finger 5
Exons: 4
Coding region: 504-1775 (423 amino acids)
Biological process (GO): regulation of transcription by RNA polymerase II
Cellular component (GO): nucleus
Molecular function (GO): DNA-binding transcription activator activity, RNA polymerase II-specific; RNA polymerase II cis-regulatory region sequence-specific DNA binding
Source: RefSeq, a predicted model, not a curated record